CGGGAAGGCCGGAGAAACUAGUUUGUUGGCGGCGCCGAUGCGGGUCAGCUACGGGAGAGCGGUCGGGACUGGAGAGCUGGCCCGGGGCGGCGGUGGCGGCGGAGGCAGCGGCGGGGACUGCGGGGACUGCGGGGACUGCGUAGUGCGUGGGGCCAUAAAGUUGGUGCACCAUGUCUGUCAGUGUUCACGAGACCCGCAAGUCUCGGAGCAGCACAGGCUCCAUGAAUAUCUCCCUCUUCCACAAGGCCUCGCAUCCUGACUGUGUGCUGGCCCACCUCAAUACUCUGCGUAAACACCGUAUGUUCACCGACGUCACACUCUGGGCUGGUGACCGAGCCUUUCCCUGCCAUCGUGCAGUGCUGGCUGCCUCCAGCCGAUACUUUGAGGCCAUGUUCAGCCACGGCCUGAGGGAAAGCAGGGAUGAUACGGUCAACUUCCAGGACAACCUGCACCCUGAGGUGCUGGAACUGCUGCUGGACUUCGCCUACUCCUCCCGAAUCGUCAUCAAUGAGGAGAACGCAGAGUCGCUGCUGGAGGCUGGUGACAUGCUACAGUUCCACGACGUCCGGGAUGCGGCUGCCGAGUUCCUUGAGAAGAACCUUUCCCCCUCCAACUGCCUGGGCAUGAUGCUGCUGUCCGAUGCCCACCAGUGCCGACGGCUCUAUGAGUUCUCCUGCCGCAUGUGCCUGGUGCACUUUGAGACGGUGCGGCAGAGUGAGGACUUCAACAGCUUGUCUAAGGACACGCUGCUGGACCUCGUCUCCAGUGACGAACUGGAGACUGAGGAUGAACGCGUGGUCUUUGAGGCCAUCCUGCAGUGGGUGAAGCAUGAGCCGGAGCAGAGGAAGGCUCACCUGCCACUGCUCCUACGCAGUGUGCGGCUGGCCCUGCUGCCCUCCGACUGCCUGAAGGAGGCAGUAUCCGGGGAGGCCCUCCUCAUGGGGGACGAGCGCACCAAGCUUAUCAUAGAUGAGGCCUUCCACUGCAAGACCAAGAUCUUGCAGAAUGACGGUGUGGUCACCAGUCCCUUUGCCCGGCCACGAAAGGCAGGUCACACUCUGCUCAUCCUAGGAGGCCAGACCUUCAUGUGUGACAAGAUCUACCAAGUGGACCACAAAGCCAAGGAGAUUAUCCCCAAGGCAGAUCUGCCAAGCCCCCGGAAGGAGUUCAGCGCCUCUGCGAUUGGUUGCAAGGUCUAUGUGACAGGAGGGAGGGGCUCUGAGAAUGGGGUCUCUAAGGAUGUCUGGGUGUAUGACACUGUCCACGAGGAAUGGUCCAAGGCAGCCCCCAUGCUGAUUGCCCGCUUUGGCCAUGGCUCAGCUGAGCUGGAGAACUGUCUCUACGUGGUGGGGGGACAUACAUCUCUAGCAGGUAUUUUCCCUGCCUCCCCUUCCGUCUCUCUGAAACAAGUAGAGAAAUAUGACCCCGUGGCUAAUAAGUGGACUAUGGUGGCCCCGAUGAGAGAUGGCGUCAGCAAUGCUGCAGUGGUGAGCGCCAAGCUGAAGCUCUUUGUGUUCGGAGGGACCAGCAUCCACCGGGACAUGGUGUCCAAAGUCCAGUGUUUUGACCCCUCGGAGAACCGGUGGACAAUCAAGGCGGAGUGUCCCCAGCCUUGGCGAUACACAGCUGCCGCCGUCCUGGGCAGCCAGAUCUUCAUCAUGGGAGGUGACACAGAGUACACAGCAGCCUCAGCCUACCGCUUCGACUGUGAGACCAACCAGUGGACUCGGAUUGGGGAUAUGACUGCCAAACGCAUGUCCUGUCAUGCCCUGGCUUCGGGCAACAAGCUGUAUGUGGUGGGAGGCUACUUCGGGACCCAGAGGUGUAAGACCCUGGACUGCUAUGACCCCACUUCAGACACAUGGAACUGCGUCACCACCGUGCCCUACUCUCUCAUCCCCACGGCCUUUGUCAGCACCUGGAAGCACCUGCCUGCAUGAGAGGCACCUUCGAGCCCAGCCAGACUGCAUGGUUCUUGCCGGGACCGGAAGCUGACAGCACCAGCUCCGGGCAGCAGCAGUUCAGGCUGUCCUGAGCUUUAGCAGGAGACUGAAGGUUUCCAGAGACACCUGUGCCUGAGCGUCCUAGGCUGCCAGCGGCUCGUGUGGAGAGAACCUUCCAGAGGCGUGGGCUGUCACCAGGAAUUCUGGACUGGGGGGAUGACAUUCGUGCAAAGCCUUGAGGUCACCUCUGCAGAGCUGGCAGGGGAACAGCAGGGGUCCCUCAGCACCAGCAACACAGCUUUUGACCUCAGGGCUGCCUGUGGGAGGUGGGAAUGUCGCUCCAUAGUAUCCUGGACAUCAGGGAGUAGUGUGCAGCGGAGGACAUUUUGUAAGGGACAGAAACCUGCAGGGCAACCUAGCCUCAGAAGGUACCACAGCACAACCCAGCCUUGGAUGGUAUCCACGGGCUUUAUCAGCAGAUGGCACCAGACCCCAGAGACCAAGGGGAAUUCUCCUGUGUGCCCACUGCCAAGCACUAGCCUGUCCCCUCUAAGGGGUGAGUUCCAGGGAACUAUCAUGGAUGGUGCUGACCCGUCAGACUCUGUUGAGUGUCCCCCAGCAGGGCUCUAGGCCUCAGGGAGCUGGUGGGGCUCGUUGCCUGCCCUUGGAGCCAUAGAAGAGCAGUAGGAUAUACUGGCCAGUAGCACUGGGCUCCUUUUCCCAAGAGCCACCUGCCCCUGAGAUAGGGCAGUCAUGAGCUCAGUGUGGCAGAGGGACCCCGUGGUCACUGCAGUUCCCACAGUUACUGGAGUUCUGUCAGUGUGAGGUCUAGUGACAAGACUCCCGUGACACCUGCUCUCCUCCUUGGCACCAGCUGGCAGCCUGUAUCCUGCCUGAUUGCUCCUUUAGCUCAGAAAGAAGGAUCCGAAGAAACUUCCCGAAUGUGUUUCUCAAGGGUUCCUUACCAGUGUCCCUGCAGUAGGUUUGCAGAGGUGCCUUCUGAUGCCACUGUUGACCUCUGUCUCUUCCCUUGUUGGCUAGCCCAAUGUAGGGGGGGCAGGCACUCUUGUGUCUGGCACAGGGUGGGCAGGGUGCCUAGCUGGUGGCUUCCAGGCCAUGACUGUAUCAGCAUGGAGCAUCCAGAGUGGGUACUCCAUUGACAGACGUGGAGUCACGGUACAGACCAGUGGGGUCAAUGCUCAGCAUCCUCCCAGCUCAGCCUGGUUCUGAUGCUGAGUGCCCACUAGGAGGCGGGGCUUUGGGCCUGGGCUCCCCAUGGCAUUCUCUGGGAAAGAGCCCAAAGCCUCCUUCUUGAUGUGACCUAGGCUCAGGCUGGCCCUCAUCCGAGGUCCAGCCUGCUUUUCACUCCACAUAGGGUCAGCGACGCUGGAGCCUUGCAGGUCUUGGCCCACGGACUCUGCCAUGGGGACUAAUCACUCCGCAUAGCAGAGGACUUGGCCAUGGUGCUUGUCUGAGCCUGGGUGUUGCUUUUAGUAGUUUUCUAACUUAAUAAAAGGGAGGAAGUUCCUGGCCUUCCUCGGGUUCUGA
Mesocricetus auratus (golden hamster) is the source of this 3491-nucleotide messenger RNA. It is a transcript of the gene Klhl25, whose product is annotated as kelch like family member 25. The transcript is spliced from 3 exons. NCBI's taxonomy places the organism in Eukaryota, Metazoa, Chordata, Mammalia, Rodentia, Cricetidae. The record is from RefSeq and is a predicted model, not a curated record. Gene Ontology annotation, molecular function: protein binding. The coding region runs from base 171 to 1940 and encodes 589 amino acids.